AUGUUUGUGACGCCAUCUCAAGUAAACGAGAUUGCCGAAGCGCUUGUGAGCCUUCAACAUGGUGCCGGAUUCCCAAUUGUCUAUGCCGCAGUGUUCCACUAUUUGGUCGAGGUUACGCGUUUGAAAGAAGGGGAGUUGAUUUCAAUCCAUGCAGCAGCAGGCGGCGUAGGACAGGGAGUUCUAAUGCUCGCCAACCGCGUCGGGGCUCGAGUCUUUACAACCAUUUCUUCUGAAUCCAAGAAGAAGAUUCUACUCGAGUACGGUGUACGCGAGGAGGAUAUCUUCUACAGCCGCAACCUAGAUUUCACGCAGAUGAUCCUGCAACAAACCAGUCAGCGUAGAGUAGACGUCGUCUUGAACUUGUUGGCAGGCGAGGCUCUUCGGAUGAUAUUUGAAUGCAUGGCCCCAUGUGGUCGCUUUAUCGAGAUUGGCUCUUCCAUCGCUCUCGCUGCCAUAUCAAUUUUUCCAGAAAAUGUGACAUAUCUGGUCAGCGGUGGUCUUGGUGGUCUCGGUCGGAGUGCAGCGCGGUGGGUGGCAUCUCGUGGGGCAAAACACUCCCUGUUCCUCUCAGGAUCCGGUGGCCCCAAUGCAGAUGCACAGCUCCUACUUAACGAACUGAAAGACGCCGGGUACUAUGAGCAAAUCCUGCAGGUUGAUAUUAGUGACUCGGUUGCCUUGAAUCAAGCGAUCAGAGCUCAUACGGAAGCAAUGCCCCUUAUCCGAUGUUGUAUUAAAAGUGGGAUGACAUUGUCGGAUUCUACCUUUGAAACAAUGACAUCAAUUUUCUUUGAAGCUAGUAUUAGGACCAAGGAACGCGGGUCAUGGAACCUCUACGAGAUGCUUCCACGGGAUCUCGACUUUUCCCUCUUCCUGUCUUCAUGUGCUGGUGUGAUCGGGAACCGUGGCCAAGGCAACUACAACCAUCCCUCCGAAGCCGUAUUAGGGAACCAAGUCGUUCCGCAGGACGAGUUCCAUGCUCUGUUGGAGUACCAUUGCAAUGUGCAAAACUCAGAUGUGUGUCCACGAACUGGGGUUGGACUUUGUACUCGUGAACAGUUCUAUGCAGACAACUUGCCAGAGCCUGCCUUCCUGGGAAGUCAGGGCAAUACUGCGGAUGGUGCAAAGUUAUCAAUCAAGGGGUCAUUGGACAAAGCCCGCCAGGAAAAAGCACUCCAGAUUGUGGUUGAAGGGAUCAUUGAGAAAUUGUCCAAUUUAUUGGCCAUAUCUGCCACCGAGAUUGACAGCGAGACGCCCUCUUCAAGGUAUAGCGUUUAUUCCCUUGUAGCUAUUGAGAUUCGCAAGUGGCUGUCAAAGGAGGUAGAUAUGGAGUUUGAGGUGUUGGAUAUUGGGCAGUCAGUCGAUUGUCGAUUUAAGCGAGCCGGUGCUCGAAGCUAA
This is a messenger RNA of Penicillium robsamsonii, 1395 nucleotides long. RefSeq names its product Acyl transferase/acyl hydrolase/lysophospholipase. The record is from RefSeq and is a predicted model, not a curated record. Gene Ontology annotation, biological process: fatty acid biosynthetic process. Gene Ontology annotation, molecular function: fatty acid synthase activity; oxidoreductase activity. Bases 1 to 1395 code for a protein of 464 amino acids. The transcript is spliced from 6 exons. Lineage: Eukaryota; Fungi; Ascomycota; Eurotiomycetes; Eurotiales; Aspergillaceae.